Penicillium olsonii is the source of this 4197-nucleotide messenger RNA. The record is from the annotation of a GenBank genome assembly. Lineage: Eukaryota; Fungi; Ascomycota; Eurotiomycetes; Eurotiales; Aspergillaceae.
AUGUCCGACUCACAACCGUCGACUCCCCUGCGCAGAGAGCGCGCGCCAACCAUCACCAUUGACACAUCCGCCGUCAACUCGCCCGAGACUUCAAAUCCUCAAGUGCUGUCCGACAGCUCGGCGUCGCCCUUCGCCGAUAGUCAUGAGAAUGGCGUGUCACCCACCGAGAUGCGCUCCACGGCAUCGAUUCGCUCCAACGGCUCCUCCGAGGCCCGAGAUAGGGAGGAUCGACCCUUAUCGCCUCACAACGUCUCGUCGCCAACCAAAGUCCCCGAGGCGCAUUCGAAUUUCCUCUCCGUCCCCGGAGCUCGGUCCCGAGGAAAUUCCCUGGAGUCGGAAGAUACCAGCCAAACAUCCUCUACCUACGGCGGCGAUACCUAUGUCCCUUCUGCAUCACACGGAUCCAAAUCCGACCUGACCAAGAAUGUAUUCGUCGAUGAUGAGGAGGCACUGACCCCAGACCCCGGCCGCGAACCGGAGUUUGAGGUCGAGGAUAACAAGUUCGCCUUCUCGCCCGGCCAGCUGAACAAGCUACUCAACCCCAAGAGCUUUGGGGCAUUCCGCGCGCUGGGUGGCUUGCGAGGACUCGAGAAGGGACUUCGGACAGAUGUCCGAAGCGGGUUAAGCGUGGACGAGAACCUCCUCGACGGAACGGUCACCUUUGACGACGCGGUUUCCUCGGGUGACAGGCCCAAGACGGCCUCGCCGACUCCAUCACCCACUACCGAGGGCUCUGUGAAGGAGACCGAAGUUGAUUUCACCGAUCGCCGACGAAUUUACGGCGAUAAUAAGCUCCCAGAGAGAAAGUUAAAGACCAUCUGGGAGCUCGCUUGGAUUGCAUAUAACGACAAGGUAUUGAUUCUCUUGACCGUCGCGGCAAUUAUUUCCCUUGCCGUUGGUAUUCCACAAUCACUCCACCCGGCGAACCCAGAUGAGCCCGGCGUGGAAUGGGUGGAAGGAUUGGCCAUUUUGGUGGCCAUCAUCAUCGUGGUGACUGUGGGUGCAGCGAAUGACUGGCAAAAAGAACGACAAUUUGCAAAACUGAAUAAAAAGAAGGAAAAUCGACAGGUGAAAGUGAAGCGAUCCGGCCGGACGGAGGAAAUCUCCGUCCACGAUGUUUUGGUUGGAGAUGUCAUGCUCCUAGAACCCGGUGACCUGGUUCCGGUCGAUGGCAUCUUGAUCGAAGGCCAUGACCUCAAGUGCGACGAGUCUUCGGCCACUGGUGAGUCCGAUGUUCUUCGAAAAACCGCUGGCGAUGAUGUGUAUCGCACAAUCGAACAGCAGGAAGACUUGAAGAAAAUGGAUCCCUUUAUCAUCUCCGGUGCGAAAGUCUCCGAGGGCGUCGGCACCUUUUUGGUCACUGCUACAGGCAUGCACGCUACCUUUGGCCGGACCAUGAUGUCUCUCCAAGAAGAGGGUGAAACCACACCUUUGCAAACCAAGCUCAACGUACUGGCCGAGUACAUCGCUAAACUCGGUCUUGCCUCGGGCUUGUUGCUGUUUGUGGUUCUUUUCAUCAAAUUCUUGGCUCGCCUCCACAGUAUCGAGGGUGGUGCAGAUGCGAAGGGUCAAGCUUUCCUGCAGAUUUUCAUUGUGGCUGUUACUAUUGUCGUCGUCGCAGUGCCCGAAGGUUUGCCGCUGGCCGUCACCCUUGCUCUCGCCUUUGCAACGACACGAAUGAUUAAAGAUAACAACCUCGUCCGGUACUUAAAAGCUUGUGAAACUAUGGGAAAUGCCACCACGAUCUGCUCCGACAAGACUGGAACAUUAACGGAGAACAAAAUGACCGCGGUAGCCGCGACAUUGGGUACCACCUCGCGGUUUGGAAAAUACUCUGGUGUAUCGGCCGACGAUCAGACCGAAAUAACGCCUUCCGAAUUUGUGUCUACGCUUUCGCCGUCUAUGAAGGAUAUCUUGCUUCAAUCGAUUGUAUUCAACUCGACCGCAUUCGAAGGCGAGUCGGAUGGAGUCAAGACUUACAUUGGAUCAAAGACAGAAACUGCUCUUUUGACCUUCGCCCGGGAUAACCUCGGAAUGGGACCCCUCGACGAAGCCAAGGCCAACGGCGAACUGGUGCAGAUCUAUCCAUUUGACUCUGGGCGUAAAUGCAUGGCAGUUGUCCUCAAGCUGGACAAUGGCAAGUAUCGAAUGUUAGUCAAGGGUGCCGCCGAGAUCUUGGUUGCCAAGUCUACACGCAUCGUCCGUGACCCGACGGACGAACUAUCCGAGUCUCCUCUCUCCGACGACACCAGAAGCUCACUCGACGCCAUCAUGGUUAACUACGCCUCACGUUCUCUCCGUUGUAUUGCCCUCGUCUAUCGUGACUUUGAUCAAUGGCCCCCACGCGGCGCCCCGAUCUCAGAAACGGACCGUAACCAGGCAGUCUUCGAGCCGAUCUUCAAGGACAUGGCAAUGUUGGGUAUCUUUGGUAUUCAGGAUCCGGUGCGAGCUGGAGUUGCCGAGGCAGUCUACGCUUGCCAGCGCGCUGGCGUCUUCGUCCGCAUGGUCACUGGAGAUAACAUCAACACUGCCAAGGCAAUUGCCCAAGAGUGCGGGAUCUACACACCUGGUGGCAUUGCCAUUGAAGGUCCUAAAUUCCGCAAGCUGAGCAGCCGUCAAAUGAACCAGAUCAUUCCUAGACUUCAGGUCAUCGCUCGAUCAAGCCCGGAUGACAAGAAGAUUUUGGUGAACCAAUUGAAGAAGCUGGGAGAGACUGUUGCCGUCACUGGAGAUGGUACCAACGAUGCGCAAGCGCUUAAGAACGCCGAUGUCGGUUUUGCCAUGGGUAUCGCUGGCACUGAAGUUGCGAAAGAGGCAUCUGAUAUUAUUCUUAUGGAUGACAACUUUUCUUCCAUCGUCAAAGCCAUGGCCUGGGGUCGCACUGUUUGUGAUGCUGUGAAGAAGUUCCUGCAAUUCCAAAUUACCGUCAACAUCACUGCUGUCAUCCUGACCUUCGUCUCUGCUGUCGCUAGUGGUAACGAGGAUUCGGUUCUCAGUGCAGUUCAACUUCUGUGGGUUAACUUGAUCAUGGACACCUUCGCUGCUCUCGCCUUGGCCACCGAUCCUCCUACGGAUACUGUUCUCGACCGAAAGCCGGAGUCGAAAUCGGAUCCUCUCAUUACACUGACAAUGUGGAAGAUGAUCAUCGGACAAUCUAUCUACCAACUUGUUGUGACCUUCGUGUUGAACUUCGCUGGCAGCCACAUUUUCACAUGGGAGCACGAACACAUGCAGACUGUGGUUUUCAACACUUUCGUCUUCAUGCAGAUUUUCAAUCAGUACAACUCCCGACGUAUCGACAACAAGCUGAACAUCAUGGAGGGCAUCUGGAAGAACAACUGGUUCAUUGGCAUCCAGCUCAUCAUCAUUGGAGGCCAAGUUUUGAUCAUCUUUGUCGGUGGUGCCGCUUUCUCCGUCAAGCGUCUUGACCAAGGAUCCCAGUGGGCUGUCAGUCUUGUACUCGGAGCGAUUUCAGUCCCAAUCGCCGUGAUCAUCCGCCUGAUCCCAGACGAGUUCAUCAGCAGACUCAUUCCCAACUUCUGGUCCCGCGAGAAGGGACCCGAGCUCGUCGUCUCCGACGAAGACCGCAACUACGAAUGGAACCCGGCCAUUCAAGAAAUCCGCGACCAGCUCGCUUUCAUCAAGCGGGUCCGCGGUGGCCGUCUCCGCCACAUUCGUCACAAGCUCCAGCAUCCCCAGGAAUUCCUUCCUCGAUCCCGAAGCGGUUCCCGUUCCCGCGAUUCUUCCCCGCCAACACCAAACGAAGACCUCGAGAACGGCGGUAGCCCAUCCCCUCAGCCCAUGACCCCCGAGUCACGAUCUCGACGCAACACCCGGUCCCGCUCCAACUCUGCAUUCGGCCCCGCCGCCGCCAUGGCAGGCAUUGUCGCCGGCAGUAUUGCCGGCUGGUCUCCUAUUGAGCGAAACCACGGCGAAGCAGACUCAAUAACCUUCCCCACAACCGGCGGACCGUACAGCGGUCUCGAUCGCGAGCAAGGCAUAGAAGUCCACCCAGAUACCGCGGCCGACGAACGCAUCCUGAGCGACUACUCCGCGACAUCGAAGACACCGCCGAGCCAGAACCCAGAUCUGAUUCCGUUCUUCGAACAUGCGCCCUCUGAGCGCGCGCCCUCGAGUCGUGGACGUCGUUCUCUAUCGCAGCGGUCGAGGUCGAGCCUCAGCCAGUCUCACGUUUGA